Molecule: messenger RNA, 1461 nt
Organism: Bipolaris zeicola 26-R-13
Lineage: Eukaryota; Fungi; Ascomycota; Dothideomycetes; Pleosporales; Pleosporaceae
Exons: 4
Coding region: 1-1461 (486 amino acids)
Biological process (GO): isocitrate metabolic process
Cellular component (GO): mitochondrion
Molecular function (GO): isocitrate dehydrogenase (NADP+) activity; magnesium ion binding; NAD binding
Source: RefSeq, a predicted model, not a curated record
AUGAGGCCGGCAAUUGCUGCCCCCGCGGCUAUCCGCCAUGCAUCUUCAAUUGCCCAUCCCUCCCGUCGCCAGACUUGUGCUUUUGCAACUCGCUGUUUAGCUUCUCACUCGCCUGCGACAUCGGCCCAACUUUUGAGCCCGCGACGACCAGCAACAAUCACUGCCAGGACAACUCCCGCCAGCCUAUACACUCUCGUCGCACAGCACAGAAUGGCGUCCUCCUCCUCAGUCCAGAAGAUCAAGGUCAAAAACCCCGUCGUGGAGCUCGACGGUGAUGAGAUGACCAGGAUCAUCUGGCAGGUCAUCAAGGACAAGUUUAUCCACCCUUACCUCGACAUUGACCUCAAGUACUACGACCUGGGCCUGCCAUACCGUGAUGAGACCGACGACCAAGUCACGCUCGAUGCCGCCGAGGCCAUCAAAAAGUACUCAGUUGGUGUCAAGUGCGCAACCAUUACUCCAGACGAGCAGCGUGUAGAAGAAUUCAAGCUCAAGAAGAUGUGGUUGUCGCCCAAUGGCACCAUUCGAAACCAUCUAGGAGGAACCGUCUUCCGCGCACCCAUUGUUAUCCCCACCAUCCCUCGUCUCGUCCCUGGAUGGAAGCAGCCCAUCAUCAUUGGCCGUCACGCUUUCGGCGACCAGUACCGCGCCAAGGACCGUGUCAUCCCCGGUGAGGGUACCUUGGAAAUGGUCUUCACACCAAAGGGCGGCAAGCCCGAGGUGAUCAAGGUCUACGACUUCCCUGCAGAGGGUGGUGUCGCUCAGACCCAGUACAACACAACCGAGUCCAUCUCGGGCUUCGCACAUGCCUCGUUCAAGAUGGCGCUCGACAAGAAGCUGCCUCUGUACAUGAGCACUAAGAACACCAUUCUUAAAGCCUACGACGGAAAGUUCAAGGAUGUUUUCCAAGAAAUCUACGACACCCAGUAUAAGAAGGACUUUGAGGCCGCCAAGAUCUGGUACGAGCACCGUCUGAUUGACGACAUGGUCGCUCAGAUGAUCAAGAGCGAGGGUGGCUACGUUAUUGCCAUGAAGAACUACGACGGAGACGUCCAAUCUGACAUUGUCGCUCAGGGUUUCGGCUCUCUUGGUCUCAUGACUUCCACACUCAUCACCCCCGACGGCAAGACGUUCGAGGCUGAGGCCGCGCACGGUACCGUUACCCGCCACUACCGCGAGCACCAAAAGGGCAAGGAGACAUCUACUAACCCCAUUGCCUCCAUCUUUGCCUGGACACAAGGUCUGGCCAAGCGUGGCGAGCUCGACAACACCCCUGAACUUGUCGUCUUUGCCGAGACGCUCGAGAAGGCUUGCAUCGACACGGUCGAUGUUGACAAGAUCAUGACCAAGGAUCUGGCGCUAGCGUGCGGAAAGAAGGAUAGGGCUAGCUGGGUCACAACCAACGAGUACCUGGACGCAGUGGAACGAAGGCUCAAGUCGAGUUUGAAGGGAAAGCUAUAG